This is a messenger RNA of Plasmodium coatneyi, 6432 nucleotides long. RefSeq lists its product as uncharacterized. The coding region runs from base 1 to 6432 and encodes 2143 amino acids. The record is from RefSeq and is a predicted model, not a curated record. The transcript has a single exon. NCBI's taxonomy places the organism in Eukaryota, Apicomplexa, Aconoidasida, Haemosporida, Plasmodiidae.
AUGUUAAAAAUUAUUUUUUUCAUUUUGCUCAUAUUUGCGCGCAUUGAUUCUAUAAGUACAAAAGAGGUAUCUGGGAACGUACAAGAUGGAAAACAGUAUGUGAAAACGGAGAGCCCAACUUAUACCCCAAAGAAAAAAACCAAAGUUAUUUUUUAUAUGCCUGGACAAGAACAGGAAGAAGAGGAAGAUGACCAUGAUCCAAAUGGAAAUAAAAAAAAUGGGAAAUCGAACCUGAGCUCCAAUAAAGGAACACAUUUGGGUUCAGGAACUGAUGCAGGGAAUUCACCAGCAGGAUUUAAUAAAGGAUCCGGAGUGGGAUCCGAAUCAAGACCAGGAUCGAAUAACUAUAGAGGAAAUACCGGUGCCGGGGGAGGGAUAAAUAUUGACAUGACGCAUCAUGGUGAUAACGCUAACAAAGGACAGCAACAAAAUGCUGGGUUCAACAAAAAUCAACAAGACACAUUAAAAGACGAAUAUGAGAAAAUUAGAAAACAAGAAGAAGAAGAGGAAGAAAGGAUAAACAAUCAAAGAAGGGCUGAUAUGAAGAAAACUCAAGGGGGGAAAAAUAAAUUUGGCAAUGAUAAAGGAGUACAGGAUUCUUUACCCAACACGAAAUAUGAACUCUCAGAUCCCCAAUCAGGUCAUACAAAUGCGAAUGCAAAAAAUAGAGGCACUGGGGUUUAUGAUGAGCUAGGAAAUGGGCCUUACAAUUUAAUUGGCAAACAAAGCGAGGGAUUAACUCCUACCGCACCUCCAUAUGAGCAUUAUGAUAAGCAUGAAGGUGGAGGAAAGGGUUACGGGCCGUAUGGUGGAUCUGAUGGGAAGGAAUAUGGACCUUAUGGUGGAUCUGAAGGGAAGGGUUACGGGCCAUAUGGUGGAUCUGAAGGAAAGGGUUAUGGGCCAUUCGGCGGCGCUGACGGAAAGGAAUAUGGACCGUAUGGUGGAUCUGAUGGAAAGGGCACCUGGCCUGAUGGCACAGGUGGUAAUGCGUACCAUGGCGGAUAUGACAAAGAAGGAACGAAGCCAACAUACAAAACACACCUAAAUAUAAACCUUGCUGAUGGUAAAGGAGAUCAUGGUGGAAGAAGUGGCAUAGAAGGAUAUCCAAAUUAUUUUAACAAACACUUCAGACCUGGGGAUGCAAAAGGGUCAGGUACAGAUGGGCAUGAACCGGGAACUUAUGGCGUGCACCAUGGGGGAAAUGGAGUAAAUGGAGUAUAUCCAGGGGGAGGAGACUAUGGAAAAAAUGGUACGCAACCGUAUGGAUAUAAUGGAAGUGGAACUGGUGCACAAAAUGGAUUUGGACCCCACGGGCAUAACGGAGUUGGACCUGCAACCUACGGUGUAGAUUUCGGAAAAAAUGGAGAUGGAAAAGGAAACGGGGGUGGACCAGGCGAAGAAGGGGCAAACAAAACAAACCCUUCAUAUGAUCAAGGAGGCCAUGAAAAAAAUACGGGACCAGAAAGAUAUGAGGGAAACGGAACUCCAUAUUAUGUGGAGCACCCCGAUGAUAAUAACGAAAGCGGAACGACAACUUAUGGGUUAGAUCAGGGGAAAAAUGGUGGCACGCAAGGGGGAACUGGACAAGGUGGAUACGGACAAGGUGAACACGGACAAGGUGGAUACGGAAACGGGGGACACGGACAAGGCGGUUACGGAAACGGAGGACACGAAAAUGGCGGUUACGGAAACGGGGGACACGAAAAUGGCGGUUACGGAAACGGAGGACACGAAAAUGGCGGCUACGGAGGAUACGGACAGGGGCAAAACCACCCGGGAAGUACAAACGACGAGGGGACGCAUCCCAUGCACAAUAAUGUAAAGAACAGUGCCCCAAUCUUAGACUACAUUCAUGGGUUAAGGCCUGUUAAUGCAGGUGACGGACAGGGGAUUUAUGGAGGAAAUGGAAUUAACAACCCAUUGGUAUAUCAUGUGCAGCACGGGGGAAAUGGCCCUAAUAAUAAUAGCGAUAAAGAAUCAAGUGACCAGACCUCUGAUGACGAGAACGACACGCACAAUAGGAUGAGGAACAAAAGAAGGGUGAAAAGGAAACCAGGGGAAAGACAUUCAAGCUCCAAUUCUUCGCAUGAUGGAGAUGUAGAUUCUUACGAUACUGAGUAUGAGUUAGAUGAAGGUGGUGUUAAAAGAUUAAAACCUAAGAAUAAAAGAGGUGCAGUGACGGAGGAAAGUGACGGACAUCCUUACAUAAAAGGAACAAAUGGCAGUGAACAUCCCAGGAUGAAUGACAGCGGAAUGGGAACCUCCGGAACACACAACGCAGGAUCCGGCAACCAUAAUAAUAAAGGUGAAAACGGAUUAACUCCUAUCAUCGUGAGGUAUGGCAACACGCAUGCUAAACAGAGGGCAGACGAAAUUGAGAAAAACUUAAAUAAUGGGGAAUAUUCUAGAAUAAAAAGGGGCAACGGAAAGAAUGGGCACAAAUCAGGGGGAACUGAAUCUGACGGAGAAGAAUCAGAUGUAGAUUCUUCCAACGUCUUCUACGUAGAUAACGGACAAGAUAUGCUAAUUAAGGAGAAAAUGUCCAGAUCGGAAGGAUCAGAUGAAAUGUCAGAGGAAGGACUUAACGUAAAAGACAAAGGAGAAGAAGGGCCUGUAAAUUACCACUUUUCAAAUUACAUGAAUUUAGAUAAAAGAAAUACGCAAAGCUCCAAUGAAAUAGAAUUACAAAAAAUGAUAGGACCUAAAUUUUCGGAAGAGGUAGAUAAAUAUUGCCGUCUUAAUGAACCUUUACAAAAAAAAGGCGAUUUCCUAAACCUUUCCUUUGAGUAUUCCAGAGCCUUGGAAGAAUUAAGAAGCGAAAUGAUUACCGAGUUGCAAAGAAGAAAAUCUGUGGGAUCUAACAAUUACAAUAAUAUACUAAAUGCCAUUUAUAAUUCUGUGAAUAGAAAAAAUACCAACUUCGGCCGAGACGCAUACGAAGAUAAGAAUUUCAUCUCACAGGCUAACUCGUUUAGAGAUGAACAGAUCCAACCGUUAAGUGCAAAGUACAACAAAAUUUUGAGACAAUAUCUUUGUCAUGUAUUUGUGAACAACCCUGGAGUUAAUCAGUUAGAGAGACUAUACUACCAUAACUUGGCCUUAGGGGAACUGAUCCAACCGAUUAGGAAGAAGUAUAGCAAAGAGGCAUCCUCCUCUGUGGGUCUAAACUACGAAAUUUAUAUAGCAGCUUCUUCUAACAUAUAUCUAUUGGGUCACCUGCUGAUGCUGUCCUUAGCUUACCUUUCGUAUAAUCACUAUUUUGUCCAAGGGUUGAAACCUUUUUAUUCUUUAGAAACUAUGCUGAUGGCCAACUCGGAUUACACCUUCUUCAUGUAUAAUGAAGUUUGCAAUGUGUAUUAUCGGCCCAAGAAAAUCUUCAAUAAAGAUAUAACCUUCAUCCCGAUCGAAUCUAGACCUGGUAGACACAGUACCUAUGUAGGAGAAAGGAAAGUAACUUGCGACCUCUUAGAAUUGGUUCUAAAUGCUUAUACUUUGAUAAAUGUGAACGAAAUACAGAAGGUCUUUAACAACAGUGAGGUGUACGGUUAUGAAAACUCCAUCUCGUUUGCGCACAAUGCAGUGAGGAUUUUCUCACAGGUAUGUCCAAGGGAUGAUGCUAAGAAUACCCUGAUCUGCGAAUUUGAAAAGUCCACUCUGUAUAACCCUAAAAUACUGAAAAUGGACGAAGGGGAUAAGGAAAACCAGAGAAGCUUAAAAAGAGCCUUUGAUAUGUUACGAACCUUUGCUGAAAUAGAAAAUUCGUCCUACCAACCAGAGCCCAAUCCUAAUUAUAUAAGCCUCAUUUUUGAGCAGAACUUGUACACGGAUUUUUAUAAGUACCUUUUCUGGUACGAUAGCAGAGAAUUGAUAAAAGUACAAGUUAGAAACUAUGGACGAAGGAAAAAAAGCAAGAAGACCAAAUAUGUCUACGAUGAGUUUGUUAAGAGAGGAAAAGACUUAAAAGAUAAACUGAUCAAAAUGGAUGCCAAGUACAAUGCCAGAAGCAAAGCACUAUUAGUCUUCUACGCCUUGGUUGACAAAUAUGCCAACCUUUUUACGAAAAGCGAAAAUGUUAGAAAGUUCUUCCUAAACGAUGUGUCGUCCAUACGCCAUCAUUUGUACUUAAACAGUGUCCUGUCCAAAUCUGCCAAGUCUAAUUUAGACUCCAUGAAGAAGACGCUAGAAGAACUGCAGUCCUUAACAAACACUCCACUAAAAUUUAUCGUGCGAGGAAAUAAUUUAAAGUUUCUAAAUCAUAUAGCUAGAUUUGAAAACUUAUUCUAUGUGAACUUAUUCAUAAUGUCAUCCCUUUCGAGAAAAGACCCAGUGAAGAGUUACUACAAUGAGAAGAAGAAAAUGCUAACGGCAACCUUGUCUGAAAAGUUUGCAACUUCUACAUCGGCGUUAAUACCACAUAAGCUCAGGAAGCUUGUGGUGACCAUGAAAAAGGGACUCCUCAAAAAGAGAUUGCUAACCGCACUCGCCAAGAUGAAACUGUUGCAACACAUUCCUGCAAAUCUGCUAGAAAACAUAUUGACCACCAUCCGCUUUACCACGCAUACCAUCGCUUCUAGGGAAAUUAUUCAAAACGCACAAUAUAUACCAAGAAAUAGGAAUUUUUAUGAAAACCGAAAUGUGGAGCUAGCCAAACAAAUAUUUACCGAUGGGGGAUUCGCAAAGUAUGCCGACAAUUUGAUGUCCACGUGGUUCACCAAAGGGUUCGAAGAGUAUAAAAGAGAAAAAAUUGAAAAACAAAAAAUGGAAUAUUCAAUUGAGAAGGAAAUAAAGCAGUACAUCAAUAAUGACAGCAGUGCAAGCGAAUUAAUGACGGAGCAGGAAAAAUUAAUACAAGAGCAAAAUGAAUUAUAUGAAGAAAAGGAAAAACAAUGGCAAGAGAGCAAAUUAAUUUUUAACCAAAAUGAUAAGUGGGAUCAUUACAUAAAUAAAGAAUUCGCAAAGGCUUUAGGAAUAUGGCUAGAGCUUUCAAACAGUUUAUAUAACCAGGACACCUUCAUCUACAGAGUUGUCGAAGAUAGUAAGUUCCUACUGGAAAGUAACAUAGAAGACACUAUCAUGUUCUCCAGAACGGUCAAACCAACCAAACAAACAGUGUUUCGAAAAUUUUUCAAAAAAAUUGUUUCCCUUGGAAAUAUGCUCCUGAGAAAACCAAGUUUUAAAGUAGAACAUGCCAUAUGGUUUGGAGCAACCAUCAAUAUGAAAAAGGCAAUGGUGUUACUAGAAAAAGUGGCAGAGUUACAUAAGCUUCUACGUAAUGAGGAUGAAUCCUGGUUGAUUAAUGAAGCCUUCAUCGAAAUUGUUGACCAUGUAGUGCAAAUCAGCACAGACAGGCGUCUGCGUGAACCCUUUAGUGUAGCUAGAAACCCCGGAAUGGUGGCUAUCAAUCCUGCAUAUGCCGCGUUAAAUAGUGAAGAAAGAAUAAAGGAAUUACAAAAUUCCAUGUGCGCUGAUCAUUGUUCUGCUUUGUGGAAAACCAUUUCAACUUUUGCUUUGCAACAUUUGAAGAACCCAGAAGGUUUACAUUCUUAUGAAUCCAAAUUUUCCAAAAACUCAUUUGGAAACAAAAUUGAUGACCAAAAUUUUGUAAACGAUUUUAAAAUGAUCCUUGGAGGAGAUGCUGUCCUGCACUAUUUCGAUGUGUUACUACCCAAGUCUAUGAAGAAAGAAUUGAAGGCCAUGAAAAAUGGAGUCUCCCUAUCUUCGGCCUUCUCUCUCAAAUUAACAAAAAUCAUUUUUAGCGAAUUGCAAUUGCCUUACUUAAGCCAAAUGUUCUACACACAAGCUCCAUAUUUUGGACACUUCAUAGGCAAAUGGCAAAAGGAAAGAGAAAAAAGUAGGAUGAAAGAAAUACUAGGGUUCAUGACUCUCGGUACUUUAUCUGCAUACACUCUACUCAGCGCAAUGGAUAUAACUCAACACGCUACGGACAUCGGAAUGGGACCUGUCACCAGUUGUUACACGUCUACUAUCCCUCCACCUAAACAAGUAUGUAUCCAACAAGCCGUUAAAGCAACUUUAACUAACUCCACGCAAGCUUGCAUGAAGAGUGUUUUCUCCGUUGGGCUGUUCGCAUCCAUUGGACCAUACCUAUUCGCACCCAUGGCCGGUCUAGCAAUAUGGAAUGUUUUAAAAUCAGAAUUUAAAGUUAUUCAAAGAGUUGAUAUGGCGCUGAAGAGUGUCUUUAAAAGCAUGUGGAAGAAAUUUCUGUCAAUAAAGGGAAUUCGCAAACUGAAAUAUAUUUUCAAAAAAAGGAAAAGCAUGAAAAAGAAAAUUAUCGAAAAGGCAGAACACAAAAUGUUGGAAAUGAAAAAUAAUCCCCAAAUGGCUAGGAAUCAUAAACUGGCCGUCCAAAAAAUGCACAAGCAUACGUCGGGAACUUACCACUACAUAUCGUACGCCCGCAUACAGGUGUAG